AUGGAACCUUCCAAACUACUGGCUGUCUUUCUGUUGCUGCUGCCAUCUUUUGUGUCAGCACACCGUAAGCGGAUCAUUGGAGGUGUGGAAUGCAGGGAGGAUGAACAUCCAUGGCUUGUGAUGCUCUAUAACUCUAACGGCCUGAUCUGCUCCGGAAUAUUGAUCGAUAAUAACUGGGUGCUCAGUGCUGCUCAUUGCUACAACAGAGGCCCAAUGCGUAUGAAGCUUGGAACGCACAACAAAUAUGUGCAAAAAGUUCAUGAAGAGCAGAGAGUCAGUGUGGCCACCCAUUGCUACCCUGACGCACCCCGCAGCACCAGGAACAGCUGUGAACGCUUCACCAAUGAUAUCAUGAUGCUCAAAUUGAACAAACCUGUGAGGUACAACAAGUUCAUCGCCCCUCUCCGCCUGCCCACCACCUCUGUCUCCGUGGGAGCAAAAUGCAGAAUCAUGGGUUGGGGCUCAACCACAGCUCCUUCAAGUAAGAAUCACCGCCUGCUCAUAAUUCUCUGCACACUCAGGCACAUUCUCUCUAUAUAUGUGGGAAGUGCUCCCUGA
Messenger RNA from Elgaria multicarinata webbii, 558 nucleotides. Its product is annotated as gilatoxin-like. The record is from RefSeq and is a predicted model, not a curated record. The coding region runs from base 1 to 558 and encodes 185 amino acids. The transcript is spliced from 3 exons. Gene Ontology annotation, molecular function: serine-type endopeptidase activity. NCBI's taxonomy places the organism in Eukaryota, Metazoa, Chordata, Lepidosauria, Squamata, Anguidae. Gene Ontology annotation, biological process: proteolysis.